Messenger RNA from Sorghum bicolor (sorghum), 1168 nucleotides. Its product is annotated as glycine-rich protein A3. The record is from RefSeq and is a predicted model, not a curated record. The transcript has 3 exons. The coding region runs from base 367 to 960 and encodes 197 amino acids. NCBI's taxonomy places the organism in Eukaryota, Viridiplantae, Streptophyta, Magnoliopsida, Poales, Poaceae.
CAUGUCGCAGGCGGCAACCGCCCCUGCCCCCGGGGCCCGCAUGGCAGCGUGCGCGGCGCCUGCAGGUCAAAGCCUAUCCACCCGCGACUCCCUCCUCCCCGGACCCACAUGUCAGCCUGACUCGCCGCCACGCGUUUGCCUUGCCCCCACCCGAAUCCUUCCCUGCCUUCUCUCUCGCCGCGUCGCGUUGCCGGCUCCGUCUCCUCCUCGGGUAUAUAGCCGCCAGCAGGGGGGAAGGGGAUCGGCCAAACCAGCAGCCGUCGUCGUCGCUCUGCCCACAGGAACAUCGCCGCCGGAGGAUCGGCUACUUCUGCUGUUUCUGGGCGCGCCGGAGCUCGCGUCGUCGUUCGGUAACUUGGGGAGACCAUGGGAGGAGGGAAGGACAAGCAUGAUGAGAGCGACAAGGGGCUCUUCUCAAACAUGAUGCACGGCGUUGCCGGUGGCCAUGGGUACCCUCACCAGGGAUACCCUCCGCAGGGCUACCCACCACCACAAGGAGCAUACCCACCUCCCCCAGGGGCGUAUCCUCCUCCUCCACCAGGGGCAUACCCACCUCCACCUGGGGCAUACCCACCACAACAUGGGUACCCUCAGCCAGGUGGCUACCCACCGCAAGGUGGAUAUCCUCCUGCAGGCUACCCAGGCUCAUCUCACCAGGGUUAUGGGAGCAGCCAUGGCGGGAGCCACAUGGGGAUGGGGACAGUUCUAGCUGGAGGUGCUGCCGCCGCCGCAGCUGCUUAUGGAGCACACAAGCUUUCUCAUGGCCAUAGCGGACACGGUGGACAUGGUGUCUUUGGAGGAGGCUAUGGUCAUGGUGGCUACGGCCACGGCUACGGCGGCCACGGCAAGUUCAAGCAUGGUCACGGCGGCCACGGCAAGUUCAAGCACGGUCACGGCAAGUUCAAGCAUGGCAAGCACGGGCACGGCAUGUUCGGCGGCAAGUUCAAGAAGUGGAAGUGAUGCGCUCUCCAUGGUUGAUCAUAACUGAACUUGUAUGCAAGCUUCCAGCACAUCUGUUGCCUGGAACGCCUUUGCAUUGUAUCUAGUAGGGUGAUCACUUACUCAUCCUUGGUCUAUAUUGCCGUGAGCUUGUGGCGAGUGACAUGACUGCUAAUAAGUGACAUAAUAACCAUUUACUGUCUUGCUGAUACGCUGUGUUGAUGCUGUG